Molecule: messenger RNA, 731 nt
Organism: Octodon degus (degu)
Lineage: Eukaryota; Metazoa; Chordata; Mammalia; Rodentia; Octodontidae
Product: cytochrome c oxidase assembly factor 1 homolog
Exons: 6
Coding region: 110-502 (130 amino acids)
Biological process (GO): mitochondrial respiratory chain complex I assembly; mitochondrial respiratory chain complex IV assembly
Cellular component (GO): mitochondrial inner membrane
Source: RefSeq, a predicted model, not a curated record
UCCUGCCUCAGCCUUCUGAGUACUGCGACUACAGGACCACUGUCCUCUGAAGAUUUUCAAGAGAGUUCUGCUAUGAAGUGACCAAGUCUCCUAGAAGCAUAGAAGCAGCAUGCAAGCUUCCUGGAGAAAGGCACUUCUUUACAGCAGUGCCCUCUGCACAGGAAUUGGGCCCCUUCUGUAUUACCUCAUACAAAAAGGGCUCACCAGGGCAGAGUACUACCAGAUGGCGCUGGAGCAGCUGCAUGGCCACCGCGAGGCACUGGAAGCCCUGGGCUCGCCACUCCGGGUGCACUGCAUGCCCAUACUCAGCAAGGACCACCUCGUGGACAUCGCCGACGCCCGGCUGAAGAUUCCUGUCUCUGGGCCCAAGGCAGAGGGCUGUCUCCUUACUCGGUCAACCAGAAGUGCCCCUUUUCAGAGGUGGAACCUUCAAGAAGUCAUCCUGGAGCUCAAAGAUGGGCAGCAGAUCCCUGUGUUCACGCACAGCGAGGAGGGGAAGUGAACGAAGAUCGACUUUCUCCUACUGGCUUUAAGUGCCCUUCUUUGGCCACCAGUGAAGGGACUGCUGAUAUGAGGUGGUUCUCUGGCUGUGCUGACGUAACCACCCCAAAUGCUACUGUGGUUCAUUUAAUUCAAUCAGAAGGAAAUUUAUAGUAAGGUUUAUAUUUAUUCAGAAGUGCUUCAUGUACAAAAGCAAAGCACAAGAAAAAUAAACCAGUAUUUGUAAUACA